UCCGCCUAGGGCUCGGUUUCCGGCCUCCCAAUCAGUGCACCACCCUUCUCGCUUCACGUCUCCGGUGGGGAUGGACCUGGCCGAAGCUGCUCGCGUGAGCGAGACCGUGGCAGAGAAGGUGCUCCAGUACCGGCGAGACGCCUCGGGCUGGAAGAUUUGCCGGGAGAGCAAUGGAGUGUCAGUUUCCUGGAGGCCAUCUGUGGAGUUUCCAGGGAACCUGUAUCGAGGAGAAGGGAUUCUGUGUGCGACACCAGAGGAAGUAUGGGACUGUGUAAAGCCAGCUGCUGGGGGCCUUCGAGAGAAGUGGGAUGAGAACGUGACCAGUUUUGAAAUAAUCCAAAGCAUCACGGAUACACUCUGCAUAAGCAGAACCUCCACCCCCUCAGCUGCCAUGAAGCUCAUUUCUCCCAGGGACUUUGUGGACUUGGUGCUAGUCAAGAGAUAUGAGGAUGGGACCAUCAGUUCCAAUGCUACCCAUGUGGAACAUCCACUAUGCCCCCCGAAGCCAGGUUUUGUGAGAGGAUUCAACCAUCCUUGUGGUUGCUUCUGUGAACCUCUGCCAGGAGAGCCCAACAAGACCAACCUGGUCACAUUCUUCCAGACUGACCUCAGCGGUUACCUCCCACAGAGUGUAGUGGACUCCUUCUUCCCUCGGAGCAUGACCAGUUUUUAUGCCAACCUUCAGAAAGCAGUGAAGAAAUUCCAUGACUGAUGCCCUCAGUUGUUGGCAAAGAACAUCUGUGACUCAUUGAGGAGCUCCACUUGCUGGAAUACCUCAGAUCUAGGAGAACCCAAGCCUGCUUUUACUCUUGGGCAGUGAGUCUGUAAGAAUGCCAGCCAAGGGUGUUAGCCCUCCCACUCCUACUUCCUCUGUCCUCUUAGGAUUGGCAGGAGAGGAACCAUUCACAUACUUGUAAUUCUACCUGUGAUCCAAACUCACUUGAGGCAAGGUGGACCCAAACUUCUGGCUACCUGACAAGAACUCAGCUCAGCACUGUGUGAUGCACUGUGGUUCCAAUCCUGUAUGUACCUCACUGUCAGAGGCCAUGUCUCCAUGUUUGUCCUAGAGAAUCAUGAUGAACACUGAAACCAAGUCCUCAGUGCGUUUUUUGGAAACCCUCAUACAUGUUUUGACACCAUGUAAGAUUUUCCCCUUAAAAACUUGUCAACUUGGAAAAAUAAUUAUUUUGAACAAUUGAAUAAGCCUUAAGAAAAAAUUCUUUCCAUUUGGAUCAAUACUUUCCGUGGUUCUUCUGUUGGAAUUGGUCUUCUGCCUUCUUUCCUUUGAGUGAGUUAUCAUAUCAUAUCACCAGUAACACCAGGGAGUUUGAAUCUGCCCCAGGCCAAAUCUGCAGUCUUUGAGAUUAGUUUUCUUUGAGAGUGGCUCUAAAUGAAGUAAACUUCUCCUGUCUGUGAGCAGAACUCUGGAGAUAAGCAUCUCCUUCCCUAGGAUAUCUACCUCUUCUUUCCCUCUAUUAAGAAGGCCAAAGCUGGAGUGCUCUGGCCUCCAGGGCCCCAUCAGGCCACACUGCUACCGAGAAGGAGGGCAGAGCAGGCUUCCCUCUAGCAUCCCUGGCUGGAAUCUUUCCUCUAAGAGUCUGCUACUGGACUGUACAACCCUGCAGUGUCCAUACCCACCUGUACAUCUUCAGAGCCAGGGAGCACAGCUAUAUCACCUAGAAGAGACUCAACAGGAAGUCAACACACAACUUCUUUUACCUGUUGCAGUCAAGGCUUCACAGCCUUGAAAACAUUCCUUUGAAACCUUGUCUGGCUUCCACCUUUGUAAGGAAGACCCCUCCUGUGUCUCAUCAGAGGCCCUUCAUGUGGCCGCUUCUGUUACUAUUGCCCAUGCAGGAAAUUUCCAUGGCAUUCCACCUUUGCUACUCCAAACAUAAGUCACUAACUCUUGGAUGACCAGUCACUUAAGGACUUGUCUCUGGCCCAUAUGAUAUUCUGUGCUGACCCUACAUGAAUCAGUUGGCAUCAGGUUAAACUGGUUUGAGCCCAGAAGACUCAGAACAAUUGUUACAGAAAACAUCACCAUGCCACAUGAUGAGAUUGUGCAGGCCCAGGGAGUGUGCCCAGCCCUGGGCAGGCCCACAGGAAGACCCGGGGGAGAAAGUAGGUCUGCUUUGACUUUCUAAUGUAUGGAGGCAUACUGCUUCUUGAAUUUUGACAAAGUGAGAUAAUGUGUUAACCAGUAAAAUGCCAUACAAAGCAAAGAACUAGGACUGCCAGGGAGGGGCCCUUGAGAGGAUUCCUUCUCAUGGAGAGUACUAGGUCCAGGAUUAUUAACUGUAAUGUCUGCAGUGUUGGAGAGUAACUGGAAAUAUUGUUUCUAAGCCACUGUUUUCCAAGCCUCUGUCAGCUUCAAAGAAGUUGGCCAAGGACAGUGAAACCUCAUAAUGAAAUCCUCACGCGAUGGAACUCAGAUGGGUGAGAUUUAGUUUCAGGGCCCUCUUGCCUAUAACUGCCCUGAAUUCUCUUGACUUGGAGACCAGGAACCUGAGCAAGAGAAGGGGACCUUCUAAAAGAGGGCAGAGACGGGAGGAGUACUGGGAGAGCCAUGAACUCACCAUAUUCAUGCUCUUGUCCUCAGACAACCUCUUCCUACCCACCUGCUUGCUUUGCCCCAUUUCCCAAGGAGUCUAGGAUCACAGGCCCAUAAUAGCUCCAUGCUCCUACCUUUCCCCACCUUCCUUUCUCUUUCCCUGGGCUGGUCCCACUAUCACUUGGCUGCUUGAGAAGACUCAGAACAAUUCCCUGUCACAUGCGUGCCCAGAUGAUGAGAUUGUGCAGGCAGGGAGUGUGGCCUCAUUGCCCGGCCCUGGGCAGGCACACAGUAAGACCCUGGGGAGUGGGCAUUGUAUUGAGUUACACUUUCAUCAAGUUUGCCUCCAGUGUUCCUAUUAAAUCUAAAAACUGA
This is a messenger RNA of Ictidomys tridecemlineatus (thirteen-lined ground squirrel), 2929 nucleotides long. RefSeq names its product StAR related lipid transfer domain containing 5 (gene Stard5). Gene Ontology annotation, molecular function: cholesterol binding; cholesterol transfer activity. The record is from RefSeq and is a predicted model, not a curated record. Gene Ontology annotation, biological process: cholesterol import. Lineage: Eukaryota; Metazoa; Chordata; Mammalia; Rodentia; Sciuridae.